AGAUUGACAACUUAACAUGUCCACCACAGCACUAACACUAUUACAUCCUUUAGUUUAAGAGUUUACAGGAGCACAAAUGAAGAUAAGGUGAAUGUACGUCACAGCUGGCAUUGAAGUCCUGGCCCUGCGAUGAAAUGGGCGUGGAGUUGCCGAACACAGCGGAAACAGACGAGUGUGGAAGCACGCUGUGAGCGGCUCGCGACAGUCAACAGAGACUCAGAGCGGAAUAACAUGACAGAAACUGGACGCAGCGAGUGCGCAAAGAUGUGCGAAUGAUGCUGGAGGUUGCCUCCUGUGUUUAAAUUUCAGUUUAAAGGAUCUUCUGAAAGUCUUCCAGAUGUGGCAGAGCUGAGACUUGAGCAUCAUGUUGGAGCCUUCAGAGCCUAGCCAAAAGAUCGCGGAGUGGCUGUCCACCCUCCGCCUGUCCCAGUAUACCACAUGCUUCCAGAAAAGGGGUUAUCAAGUUCUGGAUGACUGCAAGGACCUCACAAAUGAGCUCCUCCUGGAGUUUAACGUGCUUCCAACAGGCCAUCGUAGGCGCAUCCUCCGGAGUUUAGAAGCACUAGGGGUGAAGCAGCCGAGCGAUGGAGAGGAGGAUGAAGAGGAGGAGGGAGGGGUAGAGAACGGGAGGUGCAGACGGAAGCCUGUGCUUUACCCAAGACAUGUCUUCCUGAAGGAUAAAAAGAGGGGGACUUCAUGUCAGCACCAGCAGCCAAAGGAGACGAGCGAGUACGAGUGUGAGGGCAGUCAGACUUUGCCUCCAGGAGCAGGACUGGGAAGAGAAUUACCAGACAUCCCAGAGAGCAGAUACUUUCGCCCGCCUCAGCCGGCCCUGCGCAAUCCCCAGAACAUCCAAAGGUCGCUGCCUAAACAUAGCUGUGUCCCUGCCUCCGUAUCCUCCAGAAGCAGCAGCAGCUGCAGCAGCAGCAGCAGCGAGUCCCUCUCCAUAUCGGAAAUGCCCUCAGACUGGGAGAUUUCCUCAGAGGAUCCCUCACUGUCUAGCACCGACUCUUUCCCCCGUACAGCGGGGGUCCACCACCCAACGCUCACUGAAGGCAAUUGUGGUUUUCAAGGUGACAUGGUGGAAAACUCCAUCUAUGAAGCACAGAGCAGUUUCAAGGUUCCUGUAGGUCCACAGCUCACUCGCUCCUACCGGCUGAGGCACCGGCCUGUCCCUGAAAUCCCGACUCAGACCAUUCUGCCACUUCUUGACAGGAGCGCACCAUCAGCGCAAACAACCAGCCCUGAACACCUAACCGGCUCCGAAGGUCCCAUCGGUGCAAGCAGCAUACAGAAAGCUCCACUUCAAAGAACCUUGACGCCGAUUGCUCCCUAUGGAGAAAUGUUCCUGUACAACAACCCUGAAAGCACUCCGGACCAAGGCGCUAAAGAUGGGUUGCAGAAGGGUUUUAAGGGCAAGAUAAAACAGAAGAAACAGAGAAAAAAGACGAAUAAACGGAAAGAAUCCAAAGAACAAAGGUCUCCCCCUGCUCCAACUAUCCCAGACUCCUACAACGAGGAAUACUCAACAGUGAACAAGUGUGCCAGCAUUUUGCCACGAGCCAGUUUGGACCAAAGUUUUCUAGUGAGCUCUGAUGGUCAGGCUGUGGGACCAACUUCCUCUGGACCUAAAGAUGGCUCUUUAACCAUGGUGGAGUGUGACCUCUACUCGGAGCCUGCAGACGCUAUGGGGGUUGUGACUAAAAAUGCACUGCCUGAUAUUUCUCCAUAUGCAUGUUUCUAUGGAGCCCCCAAACACCAGGUGCUCAAAGUGGGUUGGCUGGACAAACUGUCGCCUCAAGGAAAUUGUGUUUUUCAACGGAGGUGGGUGAGAUUUGAUGGCGAGAGUCUGGCGUACUACAACAAUGACAAGGAGAUGUACUCCAAAGGAAUGAUCCUGGCCAGUGCGAUCAGAAAGGUGCGAGGGCUGGGUGACAACAAGUUUGAGGUCGUCACCUCCCUUCGAACCUUCAUAUUCCGGGCUGAAAGAGAAGGGGAGCGCCAGGAGUGGAUGGAAACUCUUCAGACGGCCACGCGCCCCCCUGCCUGCGGCUCCCAGAAGCGCUCCGACAGCCUCUCCCACCCCUCCUCCGCAAACAAGCGAGGCUUGCUGGAGCUCCGCGGUUACAAAGGCAGAGUGCUGGUGUCCCUGGCGGGGAGUAAAGUCAGGAUCUGCAAAACAGAACAGGAUUAUAAAGCGGGCCUGGCUAUUGCUGAAGUGGAACUGACUGCUGCCAACAUUAGAGACGUGGACCGCAGGGGCUUCGAAAUCAACACACCCUUCAAGAACUUUUGCUUCACGGCCGAGUCAGAGCAGGAGAAGGAGGAGUGGAUUGAAGCGGUCCAGGAAUCGAUUGCUGAGACACUCUCCGACUAUGAAGUGGCAGAGAAGAUCUGGUUCAACGAGGCCAACAGGAGCUGCGCCGACUGUCGCGCCCCACAGCCGGAGUGGGCGUCAGUCAAUCUGGGUGUGGUCAUCUGUAAGAAGUGUGCAGGGCAGCACCGCUCCCUUGGCCCAAGUAUUUCCAAAGUGCGCAGCUUGAAGUUGGACAGCAGGAUCUGGAGCAAUGAGCUGGUGGAGCUCUUCCUGGAGGUGGGGAACAGGAAUGCUAACAGUUUCUGGGCUGCUAACCUUCCCUUGGAGGAGGAACUCCACAGCUGGGCUUCGGCGGAGCAGCGCGCCACGUUCAUCCGCAGGAAGUACCGAGAGAGGAAGUACAGCAGGGUCCUGGAUGGCUUUCAUUUAGAACAGCUGAACCAGGCGCUGUGUGCAGCUGUGGUGUUGCCUGACGUGCUGCAGACCAUGGCUCUGGUGUUCAGUGGGGCAGAUGUUAUGUGCUCCACCGGGGAUCCAACCUCUUCAACCCCGUAUCUCUUGGCCCAACGUGCUAGACAGAAGCUACAGAUGGAGUUCCUGCACCAGAACAAACUCUCUGAUUUCCCCAGACCCGAGCAGUGUUCGGAGAGCACCUUCCCGUCCGACGCUUCCCCCUUCAUGGAUGGCUUCCUCUACAUCUCCACUGGCCCUGCCAAGACAACGCUGGACCGUCGCGGAAGAGAUGACAUGGCACGUCGUUGGUGUACCUUGGAGGGCAGCUUCCUGAGUUACUACGAGAGCGAGCGAAGCCCAUCAGCAAUCGGCAGGGUGGACGCCACUGAGGUGGUUAGCCUUGCUGUCAGCAACACAGCAAUGAUGACUGGAGCAGGGGCUGUGUUUACCGUGGAGCUGUACCUGCAGACGGAGCGAGUACUGAUUGUCGGUGCUGAAACACAGGAAACACAGCAUGACUGGAUCCAGGCACUAACAAAGUGCUUCAUCCCGUCCAAAGUCGAGGGACUGGUGCACAAAGACGGUGAGCUGAUUGGCAGACUGCACUACAAAGAAGGCCAUGACCUGUACCACUGGAGGGUGGGCUGGUUUCUGCUGCGAGGCUCUGCCCUGCACUUUAGCUCAGGAGAGGAGGAGGGGGAGGAAGUUAUUCAACUCAAACAGCUACAGGAGCUCACUGUCUCCACACAUACGGAGGGUGAGGACAGGAUCCAAGUCCUGCUGAUGGUGGAGGGAGGAAGAACAGUUUACAUCCAUGGCUUCAACAAGAUGGAGUUUGCACUGUGGCACUCUGCCAUCACACUGGCUGCUGGCACAGAUGGCAAGGCGCUCAGCGACCAACAGCUGACUAAAAAUGGUGUCCCUAUUACAGUUGACAGUUGCAUUGCUUUUGUCACCCAAUAUGGUUUGUGCCAGGAGGGGGUCUACCAGAAGCAGGGGGACCCUGGUCGAGUGGCCCUGCUCCUGAAGGAGUUCACCCGCGACGCCCGUAAUGUGAAGCUCAGGGAGAAGGAGCAGCAGCUGGAGGAUGUGACAGACACCCUGAAGAGAUUCUUAUCUCAAGCAGAGGAUGCACUACUGACCAAGGAGCUUUAUCCAUACUGGGUGUCAGCUCUGGAUGAGAAGGACGAGAGGCAGAGGGUAAAGAAGUACUCUACUUUCAUCGAGACUUUGCCAAAGAUAAACAGGUCAACCCUUGAUGCUGUGCUACAACAUCUCUACAGGAUUCAGCAGUGUUCCUACCUCAACCACAUGUCAAGUGAAAAACUGGCCUCUGUCUUCUCCUCCUGCUUGUUCCAAACUCGGGGACAAACCCCACAGGAAACUACUGUCAUCUGUGACCUCAUCAGCAACUACAUUACACUCUUCAAUGUCAAUGAAGACCGGGUGCAACAGAUGGAGAGAGAGAAUAGUUUCAUCACACGCUGGAACGACAAGAAGGACACCACAUUCUCCCCAGCUGGGGACUUGAUCUUUGAGGUGUACCUGGAAAAGAAAGAGCCAGAGAACUGCUGUUUAAUCAAGGUCUCUCCCAGCAUGCGAUCAACAGAGCUUGCAGAAACUGCACUGAAUAUGAGGAACGUCACCUUUAGUGCUGAGGACUUCUGGACCACCUUUGAAGUCAUUGAGAAUGGAGAGUUAGAGAGGCCGCUGCACCACAGUGAGAAGAUUCUUGAACAGGUGCUUGAGUGGAGUACUCUGGACAGCCCUAGGUCUGCUUUUCUUGUUAUAAAGAAGUUUAAAGGGGCCAAAAGAGUUGCUGAUGAGAAAGUAGACCAAAGGCAGGUUAUAAAAGCAGACUAUCUGAAGUUCAACGAUGGAUCCACCAAACUGCUGUCGGGGCACAAAUUUCAGGACAAAUAUGUUGUACUACAUGCAGAGAAGCUGCUGCUCUACAGAGAUAUCAAAGGCACUAAAGCAGAGAAAGUGGUCCAACUCAACUCGGUGAAAUGUUACCUGGGCCUGAAGAAAAGACUGAAACCUCCAACCAGCUGGGCCUUCACAGUUUCCACUGACAAACAACAAUGGCAUUUCUGCUGCGAGACGAGGGAGGCACAGGUCAGCUGGGUGACGGACAUCAUCAGGAUGAAGUACGGUUCUGACCUCUGUUCAAAGACCAGUGACUCAAAAGAAGCUGCAGAUAACAAAUUGUCUGGAGGGAGAGCUUUAACUGAAGGCCGGAACAUUCCAACUUCAACACUCAACCACAAUACCAAUAAACAGCUGUCAGACAAGAGGAUUUAUCUUGUUGAUGGCAACCCAAGGCCCACCAAGGGCGCUACUCUCCCCAACAAGACAAUCACCACAGCCAGUUGCCCGAAGCACAAUGACAUGCUCAAGGCCCCAGAAGUCCCACUCAGAAGAACUUCUGUGGAUGCAGGCCAGCCUCGACACCUCCCUUCCCCAUCCCCAUCCCCAUCGCCAUCCUUAUCCAGACACUCCCAGCCUUUGGCUUUGCCUGUUCCUCCUUUGGGUAGCAAUAAGACCCUUGGCAGGAGACCUGUUCUGGGUGGGGAGGUUCUGAUGCCGCCUAAUCUGAUGAAUGAACUUAACUUGGUGCUAAGCAAGACUAAUCGCAGUGCCAAGAGCAAUGACUGACAGGAAGUCAGGAGAAAGAGAGGUCAAUUUGAAAGGUAAGACAAACAUUCCAGGGCUGAGUGUGGAAAGAAAGACAUGGAGACCGACAGAGAAAGACCACACUAUGCAGAUGGAGCCAAAGGAAGUUACUUUUAUAAGGGGGUGGGGGAUCAGAGCCCAAAGACUGCUUUUGAACUUGGAUAUGAAAAGGGAUGCUGAUGCACAAGGGGAUGUGGAAAACAGGUGCAGAAGACAUUGGAGGUCAGGGAGACCUCAGUUGGACAUGGCGCUGGCCCAAGCACUACAAAGCAUGAUUUACUGUAGAUGCCACUUUUCUAAACCUAGAGAAUGUUACAAAAAUAUGUUCAGCUGUCAAAGAAAGACUCCAAAGUGCUUGCUUCAUGC
Etheostoma spectabile (orangethroat darter) is the source of this 5812-nucleotide messenger RNA. It is a transcript of the gene arap2, whose product is annotated as ArfGAP with RhoGAP domain, ankyrin repeat and PH domain 2. The coding region runs from base 365 to 5428 and encodes 1687 amino acids. Gene Ontology annotation, biological process: signal transduction. Gene Ontology annotation, cellular component: cytoplasm. Gene Ontology annotation, molecular function: protein binding; phosphatidylinositol-3,4,5-trisphosphate binding; GTPase activator activity. The record is from RefSeq and is a predicted model, not a curated record. Lineage: Eukaryota; Metazoa; Chordata; Actinopteri; Perciformes; Percidae. The transcript is spliced from 33 exons.